UCACGUAAGAUCUUUGCCUUUACAUACUUAAUUGAACAACUGGUUGGCAACCCUGAAAAGACGGACGAAAUGACUGUACGACACGCACGAGGAUGUAGUGGGAAAACACGUAAAUGUUAUAAACUUGUUAUGUUGACGAAAAUAAAUGUGGUGUGAAGUAGUGAUUCUUGAAACGUGACAAUUUCACAGAAAAAAAUGUUCAAGUGUUUUCUGUGUGUAUGUAGCCAUUCCCAUUAUAUUUGUGACUGCUUAGGACAGAGCUGUGAAACAAGAAUACGUGAAAUCCAAAGAUUAAGCUUCGUUUAAUGUUAUUGAGUGUAAUUUUUGUAGGUUAAAGUUGACAUUUGCGCACAAAAAACAGUGUUACCAAUUAUAGAAUCAGGAACAAGCUUAGUGGAAAUGUCUCGAACGACGUGCAUUACACAAGAUGGCCCUGCUAAUGCACUUGCUCUGAAUAAAGAUUAUUCCCAGGUUGUCAUUGCAGGACGAAAUGUGUUCAAGGUAUUUUCAAUUGAAGAAGAUGAAUUCGUAGAGAACUGUAAUCUCAGAGUUGGGAAGAACCUGAAUCUUAAUUUUUCGUGUAACGAUGUUGCGUGGAACACAAUCGAAGAUCAUCUCUUAGCGACUGCUGCUACAAAUGGUGCUGUUGUUCUAUGGAACCUGAAUCGACUUUCACGAUCAAAACAGGAACAUGUGUUUAUGGAUCACAAACGAACUGUAAACAAAGUGAGCUUCCACACAUCAGAACCUACUUGGCUCAUUUCUGGUUCUCAGGAUGGGACCAUGAAAUGUUUUGAUCUUCGAACAAGAGAAGCAACUCGGACGUUUUACAGUAACACUGAAAGCGUCCGUGAUGUUCAGUUCAGUCCUCAGCUCCAUCACGUGUUUGCUGCUGUUUCUGAAAAUGGCAACGUUCAGCUGUGGGACCUGAGACGUCCUGAUCGCUGUUAUCAUCAGUUUACUGCUCACAGUGGGCCAGUGUUUGCCUGUGACUGGCAUCCUGAAGUUGCCUGGCUAGCCACUGCUAGUCGAGAUAAAACAAUUAAGGUGUGGGACCUGGCAGGCAAACCAUCACUAGAAUAUACAAUUCACACCAUUGCAUCUGUAGGACAUAUUAAAUGGAGGCCUCAACGGAAGUACCACAUUGCUAGCUGUGCCUUGGUGGUGGAUUGUAGCAUCAAUGUUUGGGAUGUGCGACGGCCUUAUAUUCCCUUUGCUGCGUUUAAUGAACAUAAAGAUGUAGCUACAGGUGUUGCAUGGAGAGGUGAUCCUCAUGUCUUCCUUUCAACAAGUAGGGACUGCACCUUGUAUCAGCAUGUGUUUCAAGAUGCAUCACGCCCAGCCAGCAAGGCAAAUCCUCAAGCAAUAUCUCUGAACAGCAAAGGAGAUAUGAUGUAUGCUUGUCGAGUAAACAUGAACCCAGUGCGUGGACCAGCCAAACUGUCAAGCAUCCUUCGGAAGGCUCCCCUUCAUAGUGAACAGUUUUGCCAGGCAAGCAGUGUCAUGCACCGGUUCUUGUGUAAGACGCCAAGGGAGACACAAUGCUUCCAUGAGUGUGCCCGCAGGUACAUCCUGACCGGGCGCCCUCUUACGGAUAUUUGCGAUCACAAUGCUGCAGUAGCCAAGGAUCUUAACAGACAUCAUGUGAGUCUGGUAUGGAGUGUUGUGAAGACAUUGUACAGUAGCAAGGUGGGUGACUUUGGGCAACAGAUACCAUCUGGGAAUGUAUCAAGAGAGGAGACAGGUUUGGGUGUGCUCCAGACAACAUUAGGAACCAGUACAGGGCUAGAGCCCAUCAUUACUGGUGCAGGUGGAGAUGGUGAUCAGCGUUCAUUACUGGGCGGUGGUGGAGAGACACCAAGGGGUGCAAUGAGUGCAGGGGAAGACGAAACUGAAACAGAUGAAACUCCAGAGCAACAUAUCAAUGGGAGGAUGGGUUUGGGGAAUCUGCCUAUCCCUCAGGGAGACUUUUUCUUUGGUGAUGGAGAAAUGGAUCCAUUAAGUGUAGAUUUUGACCGAAUGAAUAAUGGAAUGAUGGGUAUGAGUCUCAGUAAUGGAUUGCUUGGUGGAUCACACAUGUUGCUGGAUGCUCAGACACAGCAGGACUGGACACUUCCAAGUGAAGCGUUUCCCUUGAGGCAUGAGAUCCAGGAUCGGUCACCACCACCAGAACAGUUUCCAAAUCAUGGAUCACCAGAUCUAAAUGAUCAUGAUUCUCAGCCUGUAACUACUGAAGACCAGCCAUCUUCCCUUCUAAGUGUAACAGCAAUACCCCGACUUGGACUGUGGGAUCCAAGUCAUAUCAUGGUGGAAAUGUUGAAACAUCAUGCGUCUUUGGGGGAUGUUCAGACUUCAACGUCUGUUUUGUUAGCACUUGGAGACCGGCGGCGGAGUCUCACAAUGUUAGAUGAAGCCACUCAGGAACAUUGGCUGUUAGGGUAUCUGGAUACACUGGCGAGGUAUCAACUGUGGGAAGUGGGUACACAGGUGAUUCAGCUUGCAUGGAUUCCGAGUGUAAUGCAGCUAAACCAACAGUCCACAACAGUACACACAAGUUGUGGACAAUGUAGUAAGCUUCUGCAACGAACAGGGUGGCUCUGUGACCGUUGUCACAGUUCUGAGUGUGCUCUGUGCAGUGUGUGUCAUCAAGUGGUACGAGGUUUGUAUGCCUGGUGUCAGGGCUGUUCUCAUGGAGGCCAUCUUGCCCACUUGCAGGAAUGGUGGGAAGUCAAUAAGCAGUGUCCUACUGGUUGUGGACACAUCUGUGAAUACAGCUAGCUGAGAUGCAAAUGAAGCCACAUGGAUUUGCCAUUGUGAUGUAUGGGACAAAUGCAGGAGAGUUUUAAUUGUGGAGGGAGAUACAAACCACAGGGUUGAAUAAUGUUAAUGCAUGACCAUACUGUGUUCAUAAGGAACCCUGAUAAAAUAAUAAACUUGCCCCUCCAAAAAUUAAAAUAUGACGAAUUUAAAAGUUCUUGAAAUGAUAUGUGAUAAGAAAGGGAAGAAAUGAUAAAAUAAUGUGAAUAAAUGAAGGUAUUAGACAAAGGCAUAGUCUUUCAGCUUUCGUUAUACAGGGGUUGUUAAAAUGAAAACCCUAGCUGCAUGUUUGGUGU
Cryptotermes secundus is the source of this 3113-nucleotide messenger RNA. It is a transcript of the gene Wdr24, whose product is annotated as GATOR complex protein WDR24. The transcript is spliced from 9 exons. Gene Ontology annotation, biological process: positive regulation of TOR signaling. Bases 400 to 2778 code for a protein of 792 amino acids. Gene Ontology annotation, molecular function: protein binding. The record is from RefSeq and is a predicted model, not a curated record. Lineage: Eukaryota; Metazoa; Arthropoda; Insecta; Blattodea; Kalotermitidae.